Parnassius apollo (apollo) is the source of this 1962-nucleotide messenger RNA. The record is from the annotation of a GenBank genome assembly. NCBI's taxonomy places the organism in Eukaryota, Metazoa, Arthropoda, Insecta, Lepidoptera, Papilionidae.
AUGCCUCGCAUUUAUAAACCUAAACCAGGGUGUAAGCAGUACAAAAAGUAUGAUGAGGAAAUAAUUAAAAAAGCUCUUGAAGAAUUGAAUUAUAAUCAUGUGAAAUCUAUAAAAUCUGUGGCCGACAAGUAUGGUAUAUCAAAAUCAACUCUUCAUCGCCAUCAUACCAAUAAAAAUAUAAAAUGCCCUGGUGGCCAAACAGCGCUUACACCAGAUAUAGAAGAUCUAUUGGUAGAAAACUUAAAUACGUGUGCAGAGUGGGGAUAUCCCCUAGAUACAACUGACUUAAGAUACUUAGUCAAAAUGUAUCUAGACACACAAGGGAUAGUACACAAAAAGUUUAAAAAUAAUUUACCAGGAAUAGACUACACAAACGGUUUUCUAAAACGGCACAAAAAUAAAAUUUCAAAGAGACUAUGCCAAAACAUAAAAAGAUCUAGGGCUGCAGUUUCACCAGAAUCUAUACAGACAUACUUCUGUGAGUUGAAAAAAUCCUUAGAAAAUGUUCCAGCUACAAAUAUUAUAAAUUAUGACGAGACGAAUCUCUCUGACGAUCCUGGCCGAAAAAAAGUAAUUGUAAAACGAGGUUGUAAAUACCCGGAAAGGGUAGUAAACCAUUCAAAAGGCUCAACAUCUUUGAUGAUGGCAUGUACAGGCUCAGGAGAACUAUUGCCACCGUACAUUGUUUAUAAGGCUUCACACCUUUAUAACACAUGGGUUGAGAAUGGCCCUGAGGGUGCAAGGUACAAUCGGUCUAAAUCCGGAUGGUUUGACGGUGACAUUUUCAAAGACUGGAUCGAAACCACAGUCGUAUCUUUUUUUGAAAACAAAGAAGGAAAAAAGAUCCUGAUCGGAGACAACUUGUCUUCGCAUCUUUCCGUGGAUCUGAUUAAAUUCUGUAAAGAAAGGAACAUACAUUUUGUCUUUUUACCGGCGAAUUCUACGCAUAUAACCCAGCCGUUAGACUUAGCCUUUUUUAGGCCGAUGAAAUUAGCCUGGCGACAACUACUAGACAAGUGGAAGAACACUGACGGCAGAAUGUUAACAUCAGAGCCUAAAGGUUGUUUCCCGCGUCUUUUAAAAUUAUUGAUAGACCAAUUAAAACCCAAUUCGGAAAAAAACAUCAAAGCUGGCUUCCGUAAAGCAGGAAUCAUUCCAUUAAAUGCGAAUGAAGUCUUGUCAAGAUUACCUACACUAAAUCAAGAAGCAGAUACAAAUAAAAAUGCGGUAGAUGAAUCUUUCCUGAAAAUUUUAAAAGAAAUGCGUUUCAGUACAAUGAAAAUUAGGGAACCAAAAUGUAAGAAAAAGUUAGAGGUAGUUUCAGGGCGAAGUGUUUGUGGAAAUGAUGUAGAAAUGAUGCCCGAAGAAGAAAUACCAAAAAUUUGGAAAUUCGGUGGUUAUAAAGGAAAAGGAAAAGGAAAAAAGAGUAAAACACCAACACAAUCUCAAGAAGUUACCAACAGGAAUGUGCCUGACGAACCUAACGAUAGAAAAGAGCACCAAAGAGCAACAAAAACCUUUAAUUUGUUAUGUCUAAAAACAAAUCAGCAAGUAGACGAUGAGAGAUGGGAUGGGAAAGAAAAUGUUAUGCCAAUAUUACCGGAAGCUGGACCAUCAAGAGAUGUCAUUGGCCAAUAUGUAAAAAAUACGGAUGAGAGUGAUAAAUCUGUUGUAUUCCAAAACAUUCUUAGAGAAAAAGACUCAGGGUCAUUUAACGUAGAAGAUAUGCCUAUUGUUUUUGCUGACUCAUUAGAUUUACAAUAUCAAGACGAAGUGACUAUCUCAAGCUCAGACUUUUUAAAGCAAGAAGAGAUAAAGAAGGAUACUAAAAAGAAAAAAGAAAUAAAAAUCAUAUCAGAUAUUAAAUUACCAUUGCCACCCCCUAAGAAGAAAAAAAGAUGUCUAACAAAUUAUUAUAAAAAUGAAAGUGAAAUUUUGAAAAUUUUAGAAGAUGACGAAUAA